GUAACUUGCUUGCGAAUGUCUUUGGAAUCGGAACUGAUUUGAUUUGUCUAAUUGAAUAAUGACAUACUUGUUAAAAGCGCAGUCAAAAGUCAAGCCAAAAUAAGCGGUGGAAGGUGUGAGAGGAUUUAUAUGACAUUGUUUCAGCCAAAAUAAGCGGUGGAAGGUGUGAGAGUAUUUACAAGACAUUGUUUCAAAGUAUCUGUCAUUCAGAUACGCCUUGAAAAGGAUGUGCGUCUGGAAAAAGAGGAAUUUCAGUUCUUAAACCGUAGCAGAGCGGAAGUAGACACAAGUAUAAUUUAUUAAAGAGCAGUCGUGAAACAGCUUUUGAUUACACUUAGUUUCCAAUGUCCUGCAUAGUUUUGUAUUUUUCCUGAAGCAACUAUGACAGUACAAAGGCAACAUUACGUGCCAACUUACGUGUGUUGGUAGGCUGAGGAAGACGUUUGAAGAUUGGAGGAGGAAUAAUUUGCACGUUAUCAACACAAUGGCGAGUGAAGAUGGUAUUGAGUGGCUGUAUGAACUUCUCCAGGAUGUCCAGUUGGAACAGUUUGCGUCAAGAAUCAGAGAUGAUUUGCAGGUAACUCGACUGUCACACUUUGAUUAUGUACGAACAGAAGACCUCGAGAAAAUUGGCAUGGGGAAGCCAGGCAUCCGCCGCCUGCUGGAGGCUGUCAAGAAGCGCAAAGCGGCACAGUGGAAGCGCAAUUUGCUGGCCAGGCUGGGGGCAGCUGCUGGCAGUGGAGGUGGCGGUGGAGGCAGCCGUCGUGGGGGGGAGGACUCGGCUCCCCUUCACCUCACGUGCCUGAUCCGCGAGAAAGACGUCAGCCUAAUGUCAAAGCUCGGCGAUGGCUCAUUUGGAGUAGUUCGACGUGGAGAAUGGACGACACCGUCAGGUCAUGUACAUCCUGUUGCAGUUAAAAUACUCAAACGUGAUGCACUAGGACAGCCAGGCAUCCUGGAGGAUUUCGUGCGUGAAGUGCAAGCAAUGCAUGCUCUGGACCAUCCGAAUCUUGUGAGACUGUUUGGUGUCGUUCUGUCUCAGCCCAUGAUGAUGGUGACGGAGCUGGCACCACUGGGAAGCCUUCUAGAUUACCUACGCAAACAGUGCCAGCACAUGUCAAUCACUACAUUGUGGGAGUAUGCAGUUCAAGUGGCCACAGGCAUGGCAUACCUGGAAUCGAAACGAUUCAUCCACAGAGACUUGGCAUGCCGUAAUGUGCUGCUCGCCUCAGUUGAUCGUGUCAAGAUCGGAGACUUUGGCUUGAUGCGAGCCCUCCCACACCAUGAAGAUUGCUACAUCAUGACUGAACACAAGAAGGUUCCAUUUCCGUGGUGUGCACCCGAGAGCUUGAAGAGUCGGCAGUUCAGCCAUGCUUCAGACACGUGGAUGUUUGGUGUGACUUUGUGGGAAAUGCUGACUUUCGGAGAGGAACCCUGGCCAGGCCUGGAUGGUGCGCAGAUUUUGCGCAAAGUAGACCGUGAGGGUGAGCGACUGCCGCAACCUAAUGCCUGCCCCCCAGAAAUGUAUCGCCUGAUGCUCCAGUGCUGGGCUGCUGUUCCUUCAGACCGACCAACAUUUCUUGCAUCCAAAGAAUAUCUCCUUGGGUCAUUUCCAGCAGUCAUGAAAGCAUUGCAGAAAUUUGAGGAACCAGAAAAGAUGACUGUUGAAAGAGGUGACACUGUUGUUGUCAUUGAUGGCAGUGCAGAGCUGUAUUGGUGGAAAGGACAAAACCAGCGGACUUUCCAAAUUGGCAUGUUCCCACGCUGCAUUGUGGACCCUAUGCGUAAAAAACACCCUGAUGAUAUUAGCAAGCCUUUGCAGAAUUCAUUCAUACACACAGGUCACGGUGCACCAUGUGGAGAAUCCUGGGGCAGCCCCGCAGCUAUUGAUGAAGUCUACUUACGUAAUCCAAUGGAUCCACCAGAUGUUUUGGGUUUGGCAAAUACAUCACCACAUGGAAACCUUCCUAUGCCUAAGUUGCCUGACAGAAGAAAGCGUCGAAACCAGCAGAAACAGUUCAACUAUUCCAAACUGACGGAUGAGCCGACGACACCAGUGAGCACCGGCUUGGGCGGCAGCUCUACCGGAGUACAGCUGCCCUCCCUGUGUGACCCUGGAGGGGGCCUGGGGCCUGGUGAUUCUCCACUCUUGCUAGACCUUGCACCUCCAUCUACAGCUGCUCCUGCUGAGAGAGUGACUUCUGCUGUGUCUCUGCUGGAUCAGCCGAUAGAUGUGUACGAGGAGACUGUGGGUGGUUCACCUAUGUACGCCAACUGCCCUGGCCUCGACGCCCGUAACGAAAGGCCAGAAUCUCCCGACCCUUUUGACACGUCGCGCACCUACUGCUCGGGUGGUGAGGCCGGGAACGGGGCCGGGACCUUCUACUACGGCAGCGGCAGCAACGGCGGGGGUGCCUUCUACUCGCCGGGUGGCAGCAGCAGCGGUGCCUUCUACUCACCGGGUAGCAGUGGUGGUGGUGAGCCGGCCGGUGCCUACUACUCGCCCGUGCCUGCAGAGUCCCCCUCCAACUACACAGGGAUGCUCGGGGUGGCUGCAGAGUUUUCACGGCUCUCUGUUGCCAGUUCUUCACUUCCAGUAGCAGAUGCCAAAUUUGCUGCAGACUUGGAGAAGCACUUGGGCCAGAAAGAAGCGAGCGCCAACACGCACAUGGAGGGGACGGCACCCAGACUGCGGCUGCGGCCCCCACCGCAACAGGUGGCUCGACGCCCUUCAUCACGGAGUGCUGCUCUGCCUGCCGGCUGGUCUGCCACUGUGCGCAAUGUGCUCUACUCAAAGACUGUCAAUUUAGAAUGGCAACAGCAGCAGCAGCAGCAGCAGCAGCAGCAGCAAGAACCUCAGCAAAUACAGCAACACCAUGUACAACAACAACAACAACAACAACAACAACAAGGCUGUCCAGACUUAUUGCAUUUUGGUGUAUGUAAGCAGGCAAUAAAAACUGAUGGAAGAAGCUACAGUGUUUCUCCCUCAACUGCAGAAAAUGAAGAAGAGUCUCUCGCAGCUUUGACAGCAUCAGGUUGGAAUGUAGAUGUCGCAUCACGUAAUCUUAAACUCAAUUCCCUACUUAGUCCUGACUACAAGUAUGCGUAACCAUCAAGUAUAUGGAAUUCCAGUGAACUCGGAGGAAUACUGAUUGCAUACUUGGUUUAGCAUCACGACACCAGUGUGAAAUGGCCCUUACAAAGUGCGAAUGGGAUGUUGAUCGAGCUGCUUCUUAUAUCCUUGAUGUGGGAGAUGCAAAUGUGUAACAUUGUUGCCGAGCCUAUAGAAAGUGCAGUAUUGUGUGCUGGCACUAAAUCAAACUUCAGCAGUUUGUGUAAUUUUGUAAUAUGUGCUGUAAAUUGCACGUUACAUUCUGCAAAAACAAAUGUGUUGUACAUAUUAUGGCAAAUUGUAGAACAUACCCAAACUGUUUUGUUUAAAAAGUAUCUGCGUCAAUGAUAUGAGCAUAUCUCUGUAUUUUAUACUGAAUGUGUUUCCGAUUGAAAUAAAUUAAGUAUUUAUUUUGUGUCA
This is a messenger RNA of Schistocerca cancellata (South American locust), 3535 nucleotides long. It is a transcript of the gene Ack, whose product is annotated as activated Cdc42 kinase Ack. The record is from RefSeq and is a predicted model, not a curated record. NCBI's taxonomy places the organism in Eukaryota, Metazoa, Arthropoda, Insecta, Orthoptera, Acrididae. Gene Ontology annotation, molecular function: protein tyrosine kinase activity; ATP binding; protein binding. The transcript has 16 exons. Gene Ontology annotation, biological process: protein phosphorylation. The coding region runs from base 485 to 3112 and encodes 875 amino acids.